AUGGACACGCAGGCAAAGGUGCUGCUUCUUGGCAGGAUUGACCAUGCAACCGCAUCUUGGGAAUCACUCUCACAGCACGCACAACUCGUGAAGCCCCAGUCAACUAGUAGACAAGAGUUUCUAGUCGAACUUCGGAGUGGGAGACUUGACGGCGUAGUUGCCAUAUGCGAUCGAGCACCCUACAGCUUGGCUGUCACUGGAAGAUUCGACAAGGAGUUAGUCGAGGCGCUCCCGAAGAGCCUCAGAUUCAUAUGUCACAAUGGGGCUGGAUAUGACAACAUCGACGUAGCAGCUUGCAGCGAACGAGGCAUUUCCGUCUCCAACUGCCCCGAGGUGGUGGACGAUGCGACAGCUGAUACGGCCGUCUUUCUGAUCUUGGCAGCGCUGAGAGGAUUCAACAACGGCAUCAUGUCCAUCCGGAACAGGACUUGGACGGGCCACGUACCGCCAGGCCCUCUUGGACAUGAUCCUCAAGGCAAAACCCUUGGCAUUCUCGGUCUCGGCGGCAUCGGCGUCAAUCUCAAAAGAAAGAUGGAAAUGUUCGGCAUGAAGGUGAUCUAUCACAACAGAUCACAAUCCAGUUCAUGCGACGGUGCCGAGUAUGUCAGCUUUGAUGAUCUACUUGCAAGGAGCGAUGUGUUGAGUCUCAACUUGCCACUUAACGCCGACACCCGCAACAUUAUCUCAACCAGGGAAUUCGAAAAGAUGAAAGACGGCAUCGUCAUCGUGAAUACGGCCCGAGGCGGCGUUCUAGAUGAAGACGCCCUGGUCAAAGCCUUGGACUCCGGCAAAGUUCUCUCCGUAGGGCUCGAUGUUUACCAAAGCGAGCCCGACAUCCACCCCGGUCUCCUAUCAAACCCACACGUUUGCAUGCUACCGCACAUGGGGACAUCGACUGUGGAGGUGAGUCGCUCUGAAUAG
Molecule: messenger RNA, 921 nt
Organism: Colletotrichum karsti
Lineage: Eukaryota; Fungi; Ascomycota; Sordariomycetes; Glomerellales; Glomerellaceae
Product: D-3-phosphoglycerate dehydrogenase
Exons: 4
Coding region: 1-921 (306 amino acids)
Cellular component (GO): cytosol
Molecular function (GO): NAD binding; glyoxylate reductase (NADPH) activity; hydroxypyruvate reductase [NAD(P)H] activity
Source: RefSeq, a predicted model, not a curated record